Molecule: messenger RNA, 1363 nt
Organism: Rhodamnia argentea
Lineage: Eukaryota; Viridiplantae; Streptophyta; Magnoliopsida; Myrtales; Myrtaceae
Exons: 2
Coding region: 376-1113 (245 amino acids)
Source: RefSeq, a predicted model, not a curated record
CUCGGCACACAAACCAAAAAAACACGUCGAAGAUGUUGGGGGAUGCGAAAUCUACGGAAGAGGUGGAGGGGUCAUCGUCACCGUGAAUCGAUCCGCAAGAAAUUCGAAUCCGACGGAUUAGACGCGAGCUACCAGGAGAGAAAGCACGCCGUGUCCGUUUUCUCUUCCUACCGAAACGACGAGGAACAGCCCUUCGAGUUCUCGACCUCUCUUUUAACUUAGCUGGCCAUUGGGGACUCGAUCCGGGUUCGCGCUCGCUCUCCACUACUUCGGAAACUCCCACAAGAAACUAAGAAGACGAUCCCCCAAAGCCCUCUCGGUCUCGGUCGAGUUCCUGAGAACGAGCAGCGAUUGUGUACUUCGUUCUAGGUUUAUAUGGGUUCUGGAGGAACUGCGGAUUUAACCGGGGACUGUGAAGACUUCAUAUGUGCAGAGUCUGUGAAAAAGUCGCAUCUUUUAAGAGUUAUCGAUGCUAAUCAGCAGGUCUCGGAGCAAAUUGCUAUGAUUGGCAAGGAAGAUCGAGAUAAUCUUGGGCCGAAUACUCCUGAUACUGACAGAGAGGAUGGGGAAGUUUUUGUGAGAACCAAAUGCCCACCCGCUCUGCCAGAGAUGAUGUUGGGAGUAGAUGUCCUUGAUUCUUCCCGGGAAAAAGAUGAUCAAGCGCUUGCUCAUGUCCAUCAGACCAGUAGCCCUCACACGCCUAAAGACAGCAUUUUUGACCCGUUUGCGCCUGGUCCAGAAGAUUUGUUGCUGGCACCCCGAUGCGAUAAGCGCCUCGAUGAAUGGAGAAGCAGUGUUGCGCGCCGCCUCAAAUUCGGUGGCUUCGCGAGUAGCUUGGAAGAUCGAACUCACAUGAACUGUUCGAGCGCUCCAUCCGACGAAGAGAUUGUUGAUUCGGUGUAUGAUAUUAUUUGGGAAGUUGUCAUCGUGAAUCGGAUGGAAGAAGUUUCCGCUAGCAUUUCGGGCGCAGGCUGGGAUUUCGCUAGAUGCAAUACUCCUCAUUCGGAGCUCCUAUUGAAUGGCAUUGCUGAGACCUGCCCCGACGCUCCCAUGAAGUCUUCGAUGGGGUCUAGGAAUAUCAGUUUGGACACAUGCAAAAAGCUUCUGUUUUGAUCACCAUCCAGCUCGCGCUGCAGGCUGUACUUAACAGCGGUACUAACUUCAUUAAGUAAAUGUGCUCGUUUUGAAACUCUGAUCGUUAGCAUUUUAGUAGCCUUUUGUUCUAGGAAUAUAUCUUAAGCAAAUAACAAGUCUGUCUUACGCUUUGCCCACCAUGCUUAUGCUGCUUACGUUGUACAGUCAACUCGUGUUCUUGGCAUUGCAUUCUGGCAAAACUUGCUUAUUUCAUUGAAGUACAUUGUGG